Trifolium pratense (red clover) is the source of this 1420-nucleotide messenger RNA. Its product is annotated as protein IQ-DOMAIN 33. Lineage: Eukaryota; Viridiplantae; Streptophyta; Magnoliopsida; Fabales; Fabaceae. The transcript has 6 exons. The record is from RefSeq and is a predicted model, not a curated record. Gene Ontology annotation, molecular function: protein binding. The coding region runs from base 123 to 1331 and encodes 402 amino acids.
AUAUCUAAUUCUAAUAAUGUAACAACCAUUAUAUCAUUCGUGCAUUGACGUAUAUAUUAAUAUAGUUGAGGACAAUGCCAUUGUGAAAUUUAUGAAACUUUUCAGAAAUUGGUUUAGCUUAGAUGGGUUUCACUGUUGGGUUAGUAAGAAAUGUCUUCUCAAGAAAUCAUGCUAUUAGGUCUCAUGAAAGAAAGAUAAUGAGACGAAAUUCUUCGGAAAAUAGAAGAUGGAUAUCUGUUAAAUCAUAUCUGUGUGGCAAUGAAUUCAAUUCAGUUCUUGCUGAGGAAGAUUCAGCUUCAAUUAAAAGCUCUGAAGUUACAGUUACACAAUCCAUACAAGAAGAUUUGUUGAGUGAUAAAGGAGAAACCAAGAGUGAAGAAACUGUUGAGAAUGUAAUAGAGAAAGGUACUAAUUCAAACUCCAAAUCAUUGAAUGAAGAAGAAGCAGCUAUUAUUAUUCAAUCAGCAUAUAGAAGUUUCAAGUUGAGGUGUAAAAAUGAAGAAAUCAUAAGGUCAGAAACUGAUGAAGAGAAGCUGAAUUUAGUAACAGAAAGUCCAGAUAGAAAAUCUAUGGCCACAUCAGUUGAAGUACAAACAGGGAAUUCCAUUGAAAUUUUCUCACUUGAAGGACAAAAAAUGAGCAUUUACAACAGAAUUCAGAACAGGAACAGAACAAGAGCAAUAAAGCAAAAGGAAGAUUGGGAUGAUAGUACUGUGAGUAGCAAUGUUUCAAAAAUGAGGAUGCAGAACAGAAUGGAGGCAUCAACAAGGAGAGAAAGAGCAUUGGCUUAUGCCUUCUCACAACAGCCAAGAAUAUGUUCAAAGAGAAAAUUAGCAAAACAUGAGAACAACAUGGAACAAAAUAUGAGCUGGAGUUGGCUUGAAAGAUGGAUGGCAACCAGACUUCAAGACACUUCAUCAGUUGAAAGCCAUGCUAUGAAUCAGUAUGAAAAUUUCAACACUGAUGAUCUUCACAAAUUCACUAUAAAGACAAGAUUUUUAGAUGCUUCUGGUGGUGAAGAAAAAGAGAGUUGUGGAUCAAAUGAAGUGCCACUUCAUUUUGAUAACUAUUCAAUAAAUUCACAAGAUGAAACAGUUAGCAGCUUCAAAUUGCCAACAACAAAAAAGACUAAUUUUAAAGCUAGGAGAACUGUGUCUAGAAGGAAAACUGUGCCAAGUUAUCAGUUCCAUGAUGAGAAUCCUAAGGUGAGCAUUAAAGAUGGUUCAAGCAAUGCUAUUAAGGAUAUUAAGCAAAAACCAAAGCAAGAUGGAAGCAAGACAGAAAUAAGUCAAAUGACAAUUAACACCACCAAAACUUCUUCUGAUGAGUAACUUCUUACAUUAAUAUGUCAAAUAAACCCAACUAAUUAUGUGUGUCUAGUAUUUGAAAAUAGGAAGCAGAACAAAAAUAACAACAGUAC